ACUCCUGGAAGUAUACAAUGCAUUCUAUGUGGAAGAUAGGAUAGGUAGAACACACCGAAUACCUCCACGGUACAGUUUAGAAUACCUUUUGACAUCCAUGGGUCGCGAGAAAACCGUCCGUGGGUGAGCCGGAUUAGGCCAUGGUUCCAGUCGCACUUUCCUCACUCACUGCGCUCCUUCACUUGCUAGGUCUUGGCGCUUUUCUUUCUUAAAGUCUCCGAUCGCACAUGAAUUCCCUGCAACACCAUCGUUCAUUCACAAUAUUCCCGCCACCGGCGCCGUCCAAACGCUCCAUGCGAUAAAUAGACUUACUACCGCCGAGAUGUCUGACACCGACGCCACCGAUUCUGCAGCCGUCCACCCGUCGCUAUACGAACAACUACGACGCCUCAGGCGCCAGACUCAUCGGAAUCGCAACCGCAACCGCAACCUGGCUCUUGACCUGAACAGUCUAAUCCAACUACCUCAGAAUCCCACGAGCGACCUAAUUAUCGAUAUCGAUAUCAAUCAGCUACGUCAGGACUUGACAGGACUUGAACGUUCUGUACCCAACAUCACAUCUGCCCAGCGUCGAUUCCUUAGGCGAAUGGAUCUAAACAUGGCGCGUAGCUUACGUACACGAGGUAGGGCUACCGAAGCUACAGGCGAGAGCACUGCUGCUCCAGCGCCCGCGGCCGCACCCCAAGCUCAAGCCGCUCUCAAGCCUGCCACGACGCUCGUAUCGAUGCUGCCAAAGACCCCCUACAAUGAGAUGAAGGAGGCAGAGGGGAUUGUGAACACCCCCGCGUAUACCAAAAUGCAACUCGCGCUCCUGGAGUGGCUGGGCAAGAACCCCUCUGCGAAGCUCACUGUCCGGCAAGCUCAUCGCUGGACUGAGAGCAUUGCAGAGAACAAGCGUCUGAACGCAAAGGACGCUCUGCGCCUCUGCUACUACAUGCGCUCGCAGGGCUUCGACACGUACGCCAACAUUCGCAAUAGCUCUAUUAGCUUAUAUCUUUUCAAUCAGGCGCCUGAACGUGGCGAACACAAGGCCCUGCUGUAUUGGAAGCAGAAUUACACGACCAACGCCAUCGAGCACACGAUCUCUGAGGAACACAUACCAGCCCGUCCGGCGCGAUACAACGAUUUCAUACCCUCGGUAGUCUCCGAGCAUCAACUUCUGGAUGCUCUCUUGGUCGGGCCAGACCCACGUAUCCCUCAACAUGCAGGUGGCCCUGCCCCUCGGGUACCAGAGGGCGACGAAGCACAGGAAGAAGACGUUGAACCGACCGAGCAUAACGUCGCUACGCUCCUCGCCGUCGCUCAGGCAGACUUGGAGGCUCAGUUCUUGUCUGAUACCUCGGAUACAGAUCGCGUUGAAGCUAUGCUCGCCCAGAUUGAGCAGCUCCAUAGCCAAGGACAAGAGGACUAGGUGGUGCGCAGAGAUGUGGGAUGGAGCACUUCGAGGACUACAUGGGUUUUGAACAGGCACUUUUGUGACAUUUUCGUGCCUUGUAGGCUCCAGGAUGUACUUUGGUGUGACUGCUAGGUUAGAAUACAACUCUGUUUGGCACUGGGAUCUUGGCAACGGCCAUGCUCUUGAGUAC
This is a messenger RNA of Alternaria rosae, 1586 nucleotides long. RefSeq lists its product as uncharacterized. The record is from RefSeq and is a predicted model, not a curated record. Bases 323 to 1411 code for a protein of 362 amino acids. The transcript has 4 exons. NCBI's taxonomy places the organism in Eukaryota, Fungi, Ascomycota, Dothideomycetes, Pleosporales, Pleosporaceae.